AGAGAGAGAGGCGAAGUAGCAAAGGGCAGAUGAGGAGAAGAGGGAAAGAGGAAAAAUCUCCACAUGUCUAUCUUCUUGUUCUCCAUUUAAGUGAAGUCGUAGUGUUUUCCCAGAGAAUGUCCGAGAAUGUCUAUUUCUGGGACUCUGAGCAACUAUUACGUGGACUCCAUCAUAAGUCAAGAAAGCGAUGAACUCCCGGCCCCGGCUCAUUUUCCCAACGUCCAGUUUUCCGGCUCCAGCUCGGCCGCCGCUGCAGCGGGCGGAAGACAGCCCGGCUCGGCGGCACCACCGGAGCAUCCGCUCCCCGAGUCAUAUCCGUCGUGCAGCUUCCAGCCAAAGCCCCCGCUCUUCUCAUCACCCUGGAGUCCAUUCAGUCCGCACCACCAUGGGGCGAGCGGUCUUCCGACGGUCUACCACCCGUACAUACCGACACAGCACGUCCCUUCCACGGACACUCGCUACCUCCGCUCGUGGCUGGAAUGCGCGCCGCCGCGCGGGUCCGACUGCUUCCCGGGCCAGGGUCAGAGCGGCCAGGUCAAACUGGAGCCCCAGCCCGGCCGUCCCGGCGUGGAGACCCCAAACAAAAUCGGCGGACAGAACCAGCUGGAGAGCGCUACUUACAUCCUGGAGUACCGAUCGGCGGCUCCGCCCGCCGCGAUGCCCGGUGUGGCUUUCGGAGAAAAUAACGACUCUUGCGAAGGGAGCGAAGACAAAGAGGGCCUAGAUCAAAACGACCCCUCCGCCAAUUGGUUACACGCGCGCUCCUCCAGGAAGAAACGGUGCCCGUAUACGAAAUAUCAGACGCUGGAGCUGGAGAAGGAAUUUCUGUUCAACAUGUACCUGACGCGCGACCGGCGCCAUGAGGUGGCGAGAGCGCUCAACCUGACGGAGAGGCAAGUCAAGAUCUGGUUCCAAAACCGGAGGAUGAAAAUGAAGAAACAGAGCAAGGAUCAACCCAAGGAUUAACGGGAUUUACGCGAGCGCGUGCACGCACUGAAAAUACCACACAGACGGACUUGCACGCUCAUACAGUCUACGUUGUUCGACUAUAGUAACAUAACCUGCAACCUCAAAGGAAAUAAGAAAAAAAAAAACCCCAACGCGUUACUGCUGAUUCCAUUCUAUUUUACCCACACGACCGAUCGUUUGUUUUGUUACGUGUGCUUUACGGACGAUCGCGUUUGGAAAGCAUGAUGUGUAUAUUUGCGAGUUAUCGUCUUCUCGGGAAAUUGACGGGUAUACACGGACUAUCCUCAUAGACAGAGAUGAUUUGUUUUUAGACUUGAACGGAGUAACACUCGUCCGUGCACUUUUUGUAUUUACUGUCGUGUCACUCGCGACCGGGCGCACGAGGUGCGGAAAGCAGGAAUUCGCGAGGUCACGAAUAAC
Molecule: messenger RNA, 1389 nt
Organism: Hippocampus zosterae (dwarf seahorse)
Lineage: Eukaryota; Metazoa; Chordata; Actinopteri; Syngnathiformes; Syngnathidae
Gene: hoxb9a
Product: homeobox B9a
Exons: 2
Coding region: 127-966 (279 amino acids)
Biological process (GO): anterior/posterior pattern specification; regulation of transcription by RNA polymerase II; embryonic skeletal system morphogenesis
Cellular component (GO): nucleus
Molecular function (GO): DNA-binding transcription factor activity, RNA polymerase II-specific; RNA polymerase II cis-regulatory region sequence-specific DNA binding
Source: RefSeq, a predicted model, not a curated record